GAGCUUCAGCCUGAUUUCCCAUAUACAAACCCAAUCCUCCUAAUUUUCAACCUCGCAUACUCUUUACAUCCACAUCCUCACCAUCAAUUGACAUUCUAAUUACUCACAACUACAACCACAUCUACCUCCACCAAAAAUGUCCGGUCUCGAUCCCCAGGGCCCCUCGCAGCCCUCCCUAAACCAAGCCUACAUCACACCUGGCAACCCAGCGCAAAAAGACCCAAAAGAGCAAGUUCAAACAGAGUUCAACGCCACCGACAACGCUGCCACCGUCGACCAACGCAUUCCCACCAAGCAAGCUACCGAUGCCGAGGGACUACGGAAUGCAAAAUUCGAGGAAGGCAUGGGUGUACACGGCGCACCAGCGGGUGAAGAGAGGAAAGGUCUGACCCACGAAGACGUAGGAAGGCACAAGGAGUUGGAUGGGCAACAAAUGGCUGCGCCGGGCGAGGGACGUGUGGCCGAUGCGGUGGCCAAGGGAGGAAAGGGUAUGGGCGGUGGUGGAGAGCAGCCUGAUCUCGCAAGCGACUUGGACAGGAAGAAGGCUGAACAAGCUGAAGCGAGAGAGGCUAUCAAGCAGUCAAAGGGCGAAGCGACACAAGCUGGUGGUGCAUUGGGCCAGACUGGUGGACCCGCCAACCCCGUUGAUAACUCGACACAAGGUGGUGGCAACUACCCCAACUCCAGCUACUAGGUCUUUUUGAUCUCGAGAAGAGGCGGAGGAAUACAUCUUGGUCUAUACAGGCUUGUUCAGGGAGCAUGGGAGGAGCGAUACACAUGACAUCCUACGGUAUCGAUGUCAUUUGCUAACAAAACGAAUACACUUCUCCAAGUCGAGUCACAUUCUUACUAUACACGAUUGCCCCCAAGUCAUCAACAAAGGAUCUUCGCAGUCCCACAUUAGUACAGGAAAGGAGA
Molecule: messenger RNA, 918 nt
Organism: Alternaria rosae
Lineage: Eukaryota; Fungi; Ascomycota; Dothideomycetes; Pleosporales; Pleosporaceae
Exons: 2
Coding region: 137-694 (185 amino acids)
Source: RefSeq, a predicted model, not a curated record